Molecule: messenger RNA, 471 nt
Organism: Aureobasidium vineae
Lineage: Eukaryota; Fungi; Ascomycota; Dothideomycetes; Dothideales; Saccotheciaceae
Source: the annotation of a GenBank genome assembly
AUGCCUAUGCCAGGGGCCGACAAGACGACCGAAGCCAAAGAGGGUGUCCUCACCUACAUGCGCGCAUGGGGCGGUACGUCCUACAAUCCAUCCCAUCUUCCUCUACCAUCCAUCAACCAACUAACACAUGCUCUCACCACCACAGAAUCCUCAGUCCCUCCCACCGCCCUCGCAACCCUCAUCACAGCCCAACACUUCCGCCCCUUCCAAAAGCUACCCAUGCUCUUCGUCCCCGUCCUCCUCUUCUCCUCAUACCUGAACCUGAACGGCUUCCCUGUGGACUCGGCUGGCGUGACUUCUGCCUGGAGUGCUGCAUACUUGGUCGUCGCAAGGAGGAGAAAGCAGGCCUUUUCGAGCAAGUUUGGUGCUAGAGGUGCUAUUAGAGGUCUUACGCUAGGUCUUUGCGCUGCAAACAUUUUCAGUGGUGGUCUUGCAUACGUCUUUGGCAAGAGAGAGGCUCAGGAAGAGUGA